CCGUUUACGUCAUCUACGUGCGUCGAGAGGACUUGGUUGCAUGUCGAAGCGAAAAGGGGGCUUCGUCUGCUCUUCACAUGUCGUUGCCUCAUUAUCUGUCUGGAAAAAUACCGUCAAAUGAAAGCAAGUGUCUGUUCUGGUGGGGGGAUUAACCAUCCGAAACCGAUCGGCUCUGUCUGCGUGAAAUAGGGAAUGAACGACGAGACAGCAUCGGACAGCUGGAAGAGAAACUCCGGGUGCUCCAGUAUUGAGCAAAUGCUGGCUGUGAAUCCCGGAAAGACGCCCAUCAGUCUGCUGCAGGAGUAUGGAACGCGGAUAGGCAAGACCCCAGUUUACGACCUGCUGAAGGCCGAGGGACAGGCCCACCAGCCCAACUUCACGUUCCGCGUCUCCGUCGGAGAGAUCAGCUGCACCGGCCAAGGGCCCAGCAAGAAGGCAGCCAAGCACAAAGCAGCUGAGGCUGCUCUGAAGAUGCUCAAGGGAGGCCUUGGAGGUCCCGCUGGAGUUGCCGUUGGAGUAGACGGGUUUAUUGGAGUUGAUGGGUCCACUGAUGGAGACGGCUCCCAGUCAGAGAUGAAGACCUCAGGCAGUUCUCAGCAGUCUGAAUGCAACCCUGUAGGAGCUCUGCAGGAAUUAGUGGUGCAGAAAGGAUGGCGUUUGCCCGAGUACACAGUCACCCAGGAAUCUGGUCCAGCACACCGCAAAGAGUUCACCAUGACCUGCAGGGUCGAGAGAUUUGUCGAAAUCGGAAGUGGAACCUCCAAGAAGCUAGCGAAGAGGAACGCAGCAGCUAAGAUGUUAUCACGUAUACACGACGUCCCGGUGGACCUGAGGGCCAGCAAUGAUGCUGAUGCAGAAGAUGACACGUUCACCAUGCACAUGGGGAGCAGAGCUGAGUCGGGCAAAAGUAAAGGCUUCAGCUGCACUUGGGACUCCCUGCGUAACUCUGCUGGAGAAAAGAUCCUCCAGCUCCGCAGCCACCCUCUGGGCAUCCCCACUGACUCCAACUUCUGCUCUUUGCUGAGCGACCUGUCCGUGGAGCAGCGCUUUGACGUCAGUUACCUGGAUCUAGAGGAGCGUAGUCUGAGCGGCCUGUGCCAAUGUCUAGUGGAGCUGUCCACACAGCCAAUCACGGUGUGCCACGGCUUUGCUCCAAGCAUAGACGCCGCUCGAGCCAAUGCAGCCCACAAUGCACUUCAGUACCUCAAAAUCAUGGCUGGAGGAAAGUGAUAUCAUCUGUCUCCUCACAGACGUUACCUCGUCACUACCCCACUACCCAUCGCCGUGACAGAUUUCCACUUUGGAUGAAGGAGUCACUUUUGCGAUGAGUUCAAAUAACGUGAAUUACCUCAAAUCACAAAUUUGGAAAUAGAGACAUUUUCUGUCCCCAGAUGAACCCCUGCAGCUUUUUUUUUUUUUUUUGGUCAUGUCAAUCUCUUAUUGUUGCCAUUGAAGAUUUAGCCCAAAAACUCAUGCACUUGAGAUUUUGCGUUUUUGUCAGAAAUUAUUUAAAAAUGCUUUUUCUGUCAGUGUUUCACGUUUUGUUUGCUUAGCAUAUGCAGCACUGUAUUUUCCACAAAUCAAAAGUUUAGAAAGUCUUAAUAUUAUAUCAGUAAUGGUGCUCUCGCAUGAGUUCCCAGAUAACUGCAAAUUCUGAUGCAACAACAAGUGCAAAAGGUCAAAGGGGUUUGUAGAAAUUGGACCACGGAUUCGCCGAGUAUUGGUGCUUUGUUUAAUCCCAUCCACGGUCAUGUCUUGGAUUAACAGAGGAAAAAUUUCCAGCCGUGAGCAGAAACAUGGAGAGAAAAGGACUCUGCUGAUUCGCUGUCAAAGGAUUAUUAUUUUAAAGACUGCCCCGUUUUCAGAUGAGCUUGAAGGAGCAUUGAAAACACGGCAAAACAUCUCAGACUGUCAUCUGUGAUGUUCUUAAUGUUGGGCCUCUAAGAUUUGAAUUUUGGACAUUUUUUUUCCCGGUUUAGAACUCACCAUGUUAUCUUUUUUUAACAGUAUGCACUCAAAUAAGGUUUAAAUUUAGAAAUUGCUCCUGUCACUCUUUGGUGUUCCUAAAGGAGAAACUGAGAGGAGUUUCGGUAGAAUCGGAUGACAGAAUACGAUGAUAUGAACUGUCUGGUAAUGUGUGCAGUUUUUCCCUUUUAUAGACUUUCUUUCAAGAUCUGGCCUGUUUAGGAAGGUCCUCACAAUUACAAACACCAAGAGGGAAAACUCACACUAUGUCUCUUUGGAGUGUGAAUUUAAAAAAAUAUUGCUAUUAAAUUUAAAAUCAACUUAUUGGUUCAGUUAACUCCCGAAUGUGCAAACCACAUUGUAAAGUUUAAUUAACUGCUUUAAAACUUUUUCUGAUUACAUUUCUUUUAGCACACGGACUUUGCUUGAAGAGCUUCACCAGUCCAUUUUAGGGUAAAACAAACAAGGUAAGGUAAUCAGGUCUUAUGAUAAAGCGUUGCUCAAACUAUAAUCAUUAAGCUGCUAAAACCUUCAUUUGGACUUUCAAAUGUUGUGCUCUCUUUUUCCUUUAUUGUUUCAUUUCUAAUUUUAAGCGUUGCCAUUUUUUUUCUGUCAGUGCGACUAUGAUUCCCGUUGUAACAUUUAAAAAUCUUUUUUCCAGCUACCUGUUGUGUUGUGCUGCACAGAUUCAUUUCUGCACAACUUACUGUACAACUUGCAUACAACUUGCAUAUGGGUACAUACACUGCCUUGCACUCAUUUGAAAUCAGUACUGAAAACAGAAAACGGUUUGCACUACAUGAAAAGAUGUCCUUUGCACAAUGCAGGCUGACCAGGUUUCUGUUCGUCUCUUCUCCCCAGUAUACAUACAGUGUGUUUGAUGUAACCUCAUUCUGUAAAAAGGCUGAUCUGCAUAAUCUUUUUCCUGAUUAGUGAAAUAAGGAACUGAACCUCUGAUUUUAGUGAAUUUUAGGUGCUGACACUGUUGACGUCAAUGCUGACAUUUAGACGUUUGAGACUUUUUGUUGUGGUGGUAGAAAAUGUUGCCCAGAACAAUGAACUACAAUGUGAGCUCCAUGUGAAAUUGAAUUUGUUUCCAAUAAAACAUUUUUGUAACCUUUACUGCCAAA
Molecule: messenger RNA, 3095 nt
Organism: Scatophagus argus
Lineage: Eukaryota; Metazoa; Chordata; Actinopteri; Scatophagidae
Gene: tarbp2
Product: TAR (HIV) RNA binding protein 2
Exons: 7
Coding region: 193-1230 (345 amino acids)
Biological process (GO): regulation of viral transcription; regulation of siRNA processing; regulation of miRNA processing
Cellular component (GO): RISC-loading complex
Molecular function (GO): siRNA binding; pre-miRNA binding; double-stranded RNA binding
Source: RefSeq, a predicted model, not a curated record